AUGCGAACAACAGCUCGCUUCGAGACGAUCACAUGGACUCUAGUCGUUUGCCUCUCUCUACAGGCAGAGGCCGGAUUGGCUGGCGUACCGUCGUGGCUCGAGGACGACCGAUGCUAUACGUUCGAUCUCAAUCUGUGUAGGAGUUAUGGAUACAACAAAACGUCCCUUCCCAAUUCGCUCGGGCAGCGAACAGAGAUGGCAGCCGUGCUGCAUUUGGGUGCGUUCGUGCCUCUCAUGGAAAGUGGAUGUUCCGAUGAGCUGCGAUUUCUUCUCUGCGUCGUGUAUCUUCCCGUGUGCGUGCGUAAUCCCGAGGACGGCAAGCUGCUCGACGUUCGACCUUGUCGUCAGUUAUGUCAACGCGUACACCGCAGAUGCGAACGAACCGCCAGGAAGCUGGGAGUGCCGUUGCCGUCCAAUUUUAAUUGCACGGCUUUCCCUGACGCAAAGAGACAAGACGAUAUUUGUUUCAAUCGACCACCAGAUCUUCCACAAACAGAAGAGACCUUGGUGUUUCCAACGGCAACGAAUCAAGCAAUUUUGUCGUUUUCCCACACUCAUCAUCCUCUACACGGUGGCGAUUCCAACGUUCCGUUGAUAGUUGCGACGACGACGGGAUGGAGUGUGUGUGGCGUUGUGAUUAUAGUCUUCUCUAUCUUUGUAUUCUGGAUGAGAAGACAGCAAAGUGACAAUAAGAGAGCAAUCGAACUGGCUAAUCGCCGUCCGUCUGUGGCUUCCGAUGUCGGUCUGCUUCUGGAAAAGCCGUCGCCAUUUUUACAGACUUGGAUCAGUGACACAUCCAAUAGCAGUAUCCCUCAUACUUCUCAUCCGGCAGACAGAAAAGGACAAGAAAACAGACUCAAAAAUGAAACUAAAAGCGCAGAGACCGCAGAAGAAAGGACAAUCGUCAACGAGCGACGUCCCUAAUUUAUGUAUAAUUAAUUAAUUACAAUAAUUUGCAAAGAAGUAUGCAUAUCUUCUCACGUUGUAUAAAUAAAGACACAUUUUGCAAUAGCAAUGAAAGCUACCACAUCACGUACAAGAGAUAUACACUGUGACUUUGUAAUUUCAAGUGACAGUUAUGCUAUUUUAGUAUGCUUCGUAUGUAUUUUCAA
This is a messenger RNA of Corticium candelabrum, 1112 nucleotides long. RefSeq names its product frizzled-7-like. The coding region runs from base 1 to 924 and encodes 307 amino acids. Gene Ontology annotation, molecular function: Wnt-protein binding; Wnt receptor activity. The transcript has 4 exons. Lineage: Eukaryota; Metazoa; Porifera; Homoscleromorpha; Homosclerophorida; Plakinidae. Gene Ontology annotation, biological process: non-canonical Wnt signaling pathway; canonical Wnt signaling pathway. Gene Ontology annotation, cellular component: plasma membrane. The record is from RefSeq and is a predicted model, not a curated record.